AUGUUGGUGGGAAACAUCUAUGUCAUCGCCGGCGUCGCCGUCGUCGGCGGUGCCCUCUUUGGUUUUGAUAUCUCGUCCAUGUCAGCUCAGCUGAACGAGAACUCGUACAAAUGUUAUUUCAACCAAGGCCCCAAGGGUCCGCCGUUCACCGACGAUGAGAACUGCUCAGGUCCCCAUUCUCUCGUCCAGGGUGGUAUCACCGCUUCUAUGGCUGCUGGUUCUUGGCUUGGUGCUUUGAUUUCAGGUCCUCUGAGUGAUCGAAUUGGUAGAAAGUCUUCUAUCAUGGUUGGUUGUAUUGUCUGGAUCAUUGGUUCGAUUCUGUGCUGCGCGGCUCAAAACAUCGGUAUGCUCAUUGUGGGACGUAUCAUCAACGGUAUUUCUGUCGGCAUCGAAUCCGCCCAAGUCCCUGUCUACAUCAGUGAACUGUCUCCCCCAUCCAAACGUGGCCGCUUUGUCGGUCUCCAGCAGUGGGCUAUCACCUGGGGUAUUCUUAUCAUGUUCUAUAUCUCCUACGGAUGCUCGUACAUUGGUGAACAGAAGUCCUACAGCUACAGCACCGCCUCCUUCAGAGUGCCAUGGGGUUUGCAGAUGGUCCCCGCUGUCUUCCUGUUUUUGGGCAUGAUGCUGCUACCCGAAUCCCCGCGUUGGCUGGCCCGCAAGGAUCGCUGGGAGGACUGUCAUCGAGUCCUGGCCUUGGUCCAUGCAAAGGGUGAUCUCAACCACCCCUUCGUGACCAUCGAACUGCAGGACAUUCGCGACAUGUGUGAAUUCGAGCGCCAACACAAGCACGUUACCUAUCUGGAUCUCUUCAAGCCGCGGAUGCUGAAUCGUACCCUCAUUGUGUACUACAUUACAUAUGUGUUCUCCAUGGCUGGGUACAGCGGAGAUUCGAACCUCCUUGCGUCGUCCAUUCAAUACAUCAUCAACGUGUUCAUGACGAUCCCAGCGUUGCUCUGGAUGGAUCGCUGGGGCCGACGGAACACCAUUCUGGUCGGCGCCGCCCUCAUGGCUGCGUUGAUGUAUGCGAACGCGGGGAUUAUGGCGGUCCACGGCGUGGUCGUCCCUGGCGGGAUCAACGGUGUCCCUGAGGAGUCUAUGAAGCUCUCGGGUGGUGCGGCGAAGGGCCUGAUCGCCUGUACUUAUCUCUUUGUGGCUAGCUUUGCGCCUACGGUUGGACCGGCCUCGUGGACAUACCCUCCCGAGCUGUAUCCUCUGCGGCUGCGUGGUAAGGGUGUGGCCAUGUCGACCUCUGGCAACUGGGCCUUCAACACCGCCCUCGGACUGUUCACCCCGGUGGCGUUUGAGAACAUCAUGUGGAAGACCUACCUCAUCUUCGGCGUCUUCAACACUGCCUUCUUCAUCCACGUGUUUUUUAUUUUCCCGGAGACCGCAGGUAAGACGCUGGAGGAGACGGAGGCGAUGUUCGAGGACCCGAACGGUAUCAAGUACCUGGGAACCCCAGCGUGGAAGACGCGGGUCAAGACAUCCGAGAUCGCCCGUCUGGAACAUGGCGACGUGGAAUCCAAGAACAUCCACCACCCCCACAACCCUCCCGCUGAGACACCUUCAGUCGUCGCUGCGGGAGGAAAUGGGGAGACUGGAGAGUCAGCUGAGGGUCCGAAGACUGUCGAACACCAGGUGGAGAAGGCCAUGUAG
Molecule: messenger RNA, 1656 nt
Organism: Aspergillus terreus NIH2624
Lineage: Eukaryota; Fungi; Ascomycota; Eurotiomycetes; Eurotiales; Aspergillaceae
Product: sugar porter family MFS transporter
Exons: 4
Coding region: 1-1656 (551 amino acids)
Biological process (GO): transmembrane transport; carbohydrate transport
Cellular component (GO): membrane
Molecular function (GO): carbohydrate:proton symporter activity
Source: RefSeq, a predicted model, not a curated record